This is a messenger RNA of Penicillium canescens, 1302 nucleotides long. RefSeq names its product histidinol dehydrogenase family protein. Bases 1 to 1302 code for a protein of 433 amino acids. Lineage: Eukaryota; Fungi; Ascomycota; Eurotiomycetes; Eurotiales; Aspergillaceae. Gene Ontology annotation, biological process: L-histidine biosynthetic process. Gene Ontology annotation, cellular component: cytoplasm. The transcript is spliced from 2 exons. Gene Ontology annotation, molecular function: histidinol dehydrogenase activity; metal ion binding; NAD binding. The record is from RefSeq and is a predicted model, not a curated record.
AUGGUUUUCAAGCUGAAACAGCAAAACCGUUCAGGCGCAGGCCCGGCUCCGGUAGUAGAUACACCUACUAUCGUCAGAGGUGUCAUCGAUGAGAUUCGCGCAAAGGGCGAUGAUGCUGUGAGGGCAUACUCGGAGAAAUUCGACAAGUGGAGUCCUACCAGCUUCAAGCUCUCGCAAGAAGAGAUCCAGCAUAUUAUCUCGACGGUUCCUCAGCAGGUUCUUGAUGAUAUCAAGCAGGUCCAGGCUAAUGUGCGCGCCUUUGCGCUUGCGCAAAAGGCGUCUAUCAAGGAAUUUGAAAUGGAAAUUCGCCCCGGUGUGCAUUUGGGACAGAGAAAUAUUCCGGUCAACUCGGUUGGAGCAUAUAUCCCCGGUGGUCGGUAUCCUCUUCUCGCGUCGAGCCAUAUGACGAUCCUUACGGCAAAGUGUGCUGGUGUCACUCAUGUCACGGCCUGCACUCCUCCAAUUGCCGGGAAGAUUCCUGCCAACACGGUUGCUGCGAUGCACUGCGCUGGUGCGGACGAUAUAUACAUUCUGGGUGGCGUUCAAGCCGUUGCAGCUAUGGCUAUUGGUACGGAAACAAUGAAGAAAGUCAAUUUCAUUGCUGGCCCAGGAAAUUCCUUUGUCGCUGAAGCCAAGCGACAACUGUUUGGAGAGGAGAUUGGAAUUGAUCUGCCUGCGGGACCGACUGAGAUUCUCAUCGUGGCCGAUGAACAUACCGAUCCCUUCACCGUUGCCACCGAUCUCUUGUCCCAGGCUGAGCAUGGAUAUGACACACCUGCUAUUUUGAUCACCACUUGCAAGACUCAAGGGGAGAAGACCAUUGCGGAGGUUGAACGACUUUUGAAGAUCUUGCCGACUGCCGAUGUUGCUGGAGUUUCAUGGGAUCGCCUGGGAGAGGUGAUCGUGGUAGAUAGCUUGGACGAGGCUUACGAGCUCGCCGAUGAAUAUGCCUCUGAGCAUGUUCAGAUAUUGACGCAAAACCCCCGGGAAGCUUUGGAGAAGAUGUCCAACUACGGAGCGCUUUUCUUGGGCGAGAAAACGUGCGUAUCCUAUGGCGACAAAUGCAUCGGAACCAACCACGUUCUGCCAACUCGGGGCGCUGCACGAUAUACAGGGGGUCUUUGGGUUGGUAAGUUCUUGAAAACAGUCACUUAUCAAGAAGUUACUUCACCGCAAGAAAGUGGAGAACUUGGUCGGCUCUGUGGGAGAGCAGCACGAGCUGAGAACUUUGAAGGCCAUGCCCGCUCAGGGGAUGCCAGGGCUCAUCGGUAUCUGAAUGAUAAGUUUGAGUGGAUUGAAUAA